AUGGCCGAUGCCAAUCGCUACCAAGCUUCAGAUGCUGAAUCAGACACCGAACAGCCGCAACCGCAACCACAGCAACAAGAGAAACAGCAACCCGUCGCACAGCAGCAAUACCAACCCCAACAGCAACAACAGCAGCAACCGUAUCCUUAUGCCUACGCGCCGCCAGCCACCCAGCAACAACAAGUCGUGGCCCGACGAACGGGCGACCUCGGCGGCCGCACCGGCGCCAUCCGCGAGUCCCGCAUCAAGGACCGCCCGCAGCCCAAAGAGCAGCGGGACAACAGUCUGAAGAUCAAGAUCGAGCUGGAUCUCGAAGCGGAGGUGGACCUGUACGCUCGCGUCAAGGGUGACGUUACAAUAGGCUUGAUGUAA
Uncinocarpus reesii 1704 is the source of this 372-nucleotide messenger RNA. RefSeq lists its product as uncharacterized. Bases 1 to 372 code for a protein of 123 amino acids. Lineage: Eukaryota; Fungi; Ascomycota; Eurotiomycetes; Onygenales; Onygenaceae. The transcript has 2 exons. The record is from RefSeq and is a predicted model, not a curated record.